AUGGCCCCUCUACCAACAAUCACGACUUGCCCUGCUGAGCUGAGUGCCGAGUUUGAUCAUGGCGUUGCCUCAGGACUUUACUCGACCUUCUUUGAGGAAUGCCUUGGUUGGUUCCACCGCAGGAUGGAGGAUCUGAGCCUCAAAAGCACCUGUUUGCUGGAGCCUGCAUUACAGCAUGUGGACGCGGUGCGCUAUCUGUUCCGAACAUCCAUCCCAACUGCUGGCGUCUUCUGGGCCAAGUCCAAUGAACAUAGCCAACGGCAGUGCAAGGCGUGCGACGAGGUCUGCGAGCUCCUACGUUGGGGCGAGGUUCAACGGAGACGAGAGAACGCCUACCAAGGGUCCUCGUCUUCCCGCGUCAUCCAUGACAGCUACCUUGAGCUCGAUCUCUGCGCAAGCGUGACGGGCUGCGAUACUUGUCGGAUAAUCCGGCGCGCUUUCCUCCUGGAACAAAUUACCGGGAAUGAUGCAGAGAGUCUGGGGCACCCCGACAAUCAAUGGCCAAUCCACGUCAUUCUGCAAAUGGGGUCCUCCGGAGGCAGUCUCCUGCAACUUGCCAUUAAGUCACCUGAAGCCCUUCACUUUUCUGCCACCAUCCGCCUGAGCAAUGGUCCAUGGCCGCCACCUCGGGACGUGAUUAAAGGCAUCCCCAGCCUGCGCUCGGAUCUCAGCGAGCUACGCCGAGUCAUCGACGACUGCCACCGCAAUCAUGAAUGCUCUUCGCGAUACCGUUGGUCCCGCCGGAACCCAACCUGGCUGCUCAAAAUCCUCACUAGUGAUCUUGUGCAACUGGUUGAGGGACCACCGACCCCCGUCGAUUACGUUGUGCUCAGCUAUUCCUGGGGCGACCCGGCGACCAUGCCCGCCGCCGAGUGGGCGAGGAUCAAGGGAGCUGGCACCAAGACGAUAGACGGCCAACCCGUCCCUGAGCGACUGAACCCGUUUCGGAUCUGGGAUCUCCCCGAGACGAUGCAGGACGCCAUCAGAAUAUCGGCCUCGCUCGGGCUCUUCUACAUCUGGAUCGACAACGUCUGCAUACCCAAGGGCACCAAUUGGGAUACCGAGGCAUCCAAAAUGCACGAGGUGUAUGGAAAUGCCGCCUUCACGCUUCUCGCAUCCUCCAGUGGCAAAGCAACAGACCGUCUGCUACGGGACAGAUUAGCUUGGACGCACCGGAACAGGGUAUCUCAGCUGCGUGAGCUUUGGUGGCUCCACAACACGCAGAUGCCGCUGGACCGCGUCCGUUUCGAGUCGCCCGUAUCGCGGCGAGGGUGGACGCUACAGGAAGAGCGCCUCUCGCCAAGGAUUGUCUACUGGGCGGGCCAGCAAUGGUACUGGUCCUGUCCCGAGUGUCAGGUCGUCGAGAUGGGCGAGCCCAACUGCACCUCUCCCACAGCCGACGAAGCGUCUCGGAGCUAUCCCCAGCGUUUCCUCGAGCUCUGCCGGACGGGGGAUGAGCAUCAACUCCACGAAGAGUGGCUCGACAUCGUAGAAGCCUACACUCUCCGGGACCUGGUGUCGCCCAAGGACCGAUUUCUCGCCAUUGCUGGCCUUGCCGUGCGCUUUUAUAAUGCCAAGGCGGGCAAUGGCGGAACCGUCAUCACCGAAGACUACCUGGCCGGCCUGUGGAAGGACAACUUUGCUCGACACCUUGCCUGGGCGGUAGCAACCGCUGUUGAUUCGCGCCACAGCCUGCAGCAUAUCGCACCGUCGUGGUCCUGGGCAUCGCUGCCACUACAAGUGCGCACCAAAGCGAAAGGGCCGUUCACGCCGUCGGAGCACUUCAGAUUCAUCGCGGUCAGGCACCUUGGACCAGCGCGCCCCACGAGCUUCUCAGCCACUGGGCUACGCGAAAGCUCAACGGGAGACGACGACCCCUCGACCGACUAUGUCAACCGCGGUCGAGUUAUCGAGGAACGGGGCCGACGCGUAAAGGCGGUCGAAGUCCGAGGCCGGUUCCGCCGUUUUAUUUCCGAGGACGCCCAGCAAAUGCUGUGGGACGACAUCGAGUGGAAACGCGGCGCGGGCGGGAGGCCCCGGUUCGACUUCGGCGCCUUUCCCGGCCAGAACGUCUACGCUCGGAACCGGGGUGACGGGCGGAUCGUGUCGAAGGAUGCCCACAGCGGCGAAGUGGUCGGGCAGCUUGACUAUCUCGUCCGUCCGUCGGACCAUGACGCACCACAAACUCGCCAAACGCCUUAUGUUCCGGAGGGGAGCGAGAAGGAGAUUGUGUGUCUCGAGCUUGGCGACUCGGCUAUGCUCUUGCUGGUGCCGAGCCGCAAAUGGGGCCAGCCUAAGGCCUUUCGGCGGGUUGGAGUGGCUGUUGGGUAUACGGGCAGGAAGGGUUUCUUUUACGGAUGCUGUACGAGGAACGUUGUGAUGGAGUAG
Messenger RNA from Parathielavia appendiculata, 2388 nucleotides. Its product is annotated as HET-domain-containing protein. The record is from RefSeq and is a predicted model, not a curated record. NCBI's taxonomy places the organism in Eukaryota, Fungi, Ascomycota, Sordariomycetes, Sordariales, Chaetomiaceae. The transcript has 2 exons. Bases 1 to 2388 code for a protein of 795 amino acids.